GUUUGUGCUGUCAACAUGUCUUGUUGCUUUCCGUCUCGAAGGGGCUCUCGACAUGCUGUUGAAGGCGAUGAUGUUGUGCAUAGUGUGAAGGUAUUUUCUUACAGCGAGUUGAGAAAGGCGACUCAAAAUUUUAGCGAGGCUAAUAAGAUUGGAGAGGGUGGUUUUGGUUCCGUAUUCAGGGGCAAGCUCAAAGACGGCACGUUUGUUGCAGUGAAGGUGUUAUCCGCGACUUCGAGGCAAGGCGUUGGGGAGUUCUUAACUGAACUUACAGCAAUUUCUGACAUUAAGCAUGAAAACCUGGUCACGCUUAUGGGUUGCUCUGCUGAAGGGUCCCAUAGGAUCCUCGUUUACAAUUAUCUUGAGAAUAACAGCCUUCAGCAGACAUUGCUAGGAGCUAAGUACAGCAGCAUUCAGUUCAACUGGGAGGCUCGCGUGAAAAUUGCCAUUGGUAUUGCACGUGGACUAGCAUUUCUUCAUGAGGAAAUCCGUCCUCACAUUAUCCACAGGGAUAUCAAAGCGAGCAACAUUCUUCUCGACAAGGACCUUACCCCUAAAAUUGCUGACUUUGGAUUGGCGAGGCUCCUCCCUCCCAAUGCAACUCAUGUGAGCACCCGAGUGGCUGGCACAUUGGGAUAUUUGGCUCCUGAAUAUGCUAUCCGAGGUCAAGUGACGAAGAAGUCUGACAUCUAUGGUUUCGGAGUUCUUCUCUUGGAAAUUGUUUGUGGCAGGUGCAACACAAACACAAGAUUGGCUAGAGAAGACCGUUUUCUCCUUGAGAAGACAUGGGCACUCUAUGAGCAAGAACAUCUAGAUGAGAUCAUAGAUGCUGAUAUAGACGACGAACUGGACAUCGAGGAGGCAUGCAAGUUCUUAAAGAUUGGCCUGCUAUGUACGCAGGACGCGAUGGCACGCCGUCCCCACAUGAGCACCGUUCUCAGAAUGCUCACAGGAUGUAAGAACGUCUCCAUGGAGAAGAUCACAAGGCCCGCCAUGAUCACCGACUUCUGUCAACUCAUACCAUCAGGGGCGGAGAAGACGCGCUCGAACACAUCGGGAUCCUUCACCACCACAGAAACGACAGACCCGUUCUCAUCGUCAGACACGGCCACGCAGUCCUCUAUGUGAAGAAAUUGGACAGAAUUAGCGUUGUUCGAUGUGUACAUUGUCGUGUGAUGUUAUGAACCUGAAGAGUACCAUGUCUCGACGAGAGCAGCGACGAAGGGAAGUAGAACGAGAGAAGCAGAGCUCAGGGGGGAAACCAGGACUCUGCGCCGCGCCAAGGGGGAGCAACGCCAAGCCGCACGUUUCACGGGACCAGAAUGGACAGGCCAGCUUCUUUGGAGAGCUGGUAGUGAACAACUGGAAGUGGGGCCCACCUGCGCUUCUACUUCUUUCCAUAAUUUUGUCGUGGUUUAAUUUAAAUAUACACGGUAAUCACAACAAAAAUUAUGGAACGGGAGAGUAACUCCCUUUAGCAGCCAUGAACAUUUGAACGACUCUAGUUCCUCCACAUACUUCUAGCUCUCUCUCCGUUUUUUUCUUCUAAUUCACCCGCAAUAUGCUGAAACAUUUGUAUUUGUGGUUGUGAGGUUUAUGAUUGAAUCUCGUCGCAGAGUUCUAUACACUA
Lolium rigidum is the source of this 1627-nucleotide messenger RNA. Its product is annotated as cold-responsive protein kinase 1-like. The record is from RefSeq and is a predicted model, not a curated record. Lineage: Eukaryota; Viridiplantae; Streptophyta; Magnoliopsida; Poales; Poaceae. Gene Ontology annotation, biological process: protein phosphorylation. The transcript has 6 exons. Gene Ontology annotation, molecular function: ATP binding; protein kinase activity. The coding region runs from base 16 to 1125 and encodes 369 amino acids.